Molecule: messenger RNA, 1174 nt
Organism: Drosophila pseudoobscura
Lineage: Eukaryota; Metazoa; Arthropoda; Insecta; Diptera; Drosophilidae
Gene: IntS12
Product: Integrator 12
Exons: 1
Coding region: 28-1050 (340 amino acids)
Biological process (GO): snRNA 3'-end processing
Cellular component (GO): integrator complex
Source: RefSeq, a predicted model, not a curated record
UUUAAAAAUCACUUUUGAUCACUUGCGAUGGCUGCCAAUAUUGCCGCGGCUGUUGCGGUGCCCCAGGAAGUCGAUCCUGUGCUGAAGAAGGCCAUCAAACUGCUGCAUUCCAGCAAUUCGACGUCUGCAUCCGAACUCCGCCUGUUGCUGGACGAAGCGCUGAGGGCGAGGUACGGCCCGGAGAAGAGUAUCACGCAAAACAUGACCCAGCGCAUGAUGGACGAUGAGAUGAGCUUUCCAGGGCGUGCGCCCACCCCACCGCAGCCCAUCAACACGGAUGAGAUCAUCAAUCUGACCAACUCGCCGGACAAGGAUCCCUCGGACUCUGUGGACACCAUUAUCGAUUCGGACGAGUGCCUCAGUGCGGCGGGCAUUGUAAACACAGGCGACACCGGCGACUUUGGCGAUUUGAAUUGCUGCGUCUGUGGCGAAAUGAUGUUCACGGCCACCAAUCGGCUUGUUGAGUGUUCCAAAUGCGGGGCCAUGUACCAUCAGGAGUGCCACAAACCGCCCAUCACCAAAGAAGAGGCGGCCGACGAUCAGGAGCAGACCUGGCAGUGCGAUACCUGUUGCAACAAACCUACAAGCAGUCGGUCCGUGGCCACUGCAGCGGCGGCGGCGACACUCCCGCCAACAAUCUUUAUCGCCGACGAUCCCUUGCCGCUGGCCGCCAGCAAGACGAGCAAAACCGCAUCGGGCGCAUCCUCACGAUCCUCGACAUCAUCCAACUCAUCCUCACCCUUCUACAGGCCAGAGCCGAGCAGCUCUACCAAUGCGAGCAGCAGCAGCAGCAGCAAACAAGGCCACAAGUCGUCAUCAUCGUCCUCCUCCAAGUCGCACAAAGAGGAGCGUGCCAGCAAGUCGGUGGCUCCCUCAUUGACUGCCAUCAGUGGUGUGGAGAAGCAUAGCGCUGGCCCUUCCUCAUCUACAUCGCGUCGGAGCAGCUCGAAUACCAAAUCCAGUUCGAGCAAGAGCAGCUCAUCGAAGCACCACGAAAGCAGCAGCAGCAGCGGCGGCGGCGGCGGCAGCAAACGAAGAUCGAAGCAAUGACGAAACUAUUACUAUUGAAUGCUGACUGCCAUUCAAUAGUCCACAACACGCAUUCAUUUAGAUAUAGAAUAGAACGGAUUUCUUAAGUAAUAAAUUUAUACCCAAAUUCUGGGAAAAUAUUCAA